AUGGAAUUCGAGUAUUCGCCGCGCCACUCCCCUGGCAACGCAGCGCAUCUUCUUUCACCAACCCACGCGCAUGGCCGCUCCAUAGACGGGUACGCCUCGAUACAGCAGAUCCGGCGCUCACUCUCGCGAUCACCUUCCAAGCCGGCGCGCUACUCGAUGCAAAUUCCGAAGACCUCAAGUACCUCACCUACCGCGCCAUCUUCUCCUUCCGCGCUCUCCCGCGCCUGCAGCGCCGACGCUGCGACUGAGGCACCGAUAAAGCCUAGAGUAUCGGCGAAACGCACAGGACCGCUUCGCACUACAUCACGCAAGACCUCACCAAACAGCCCACUGCGACGCGCGCUCAGCGACAACACGAACCAAGCGAAUGUUAGCCCGCGCAUUGUUCGGCGACCACAGGCAGCGCAAGACCAGGAGAACAUGGACUGUGACACAAACGCGCCUACGACUGAUGCGGACAUGCGCAAGGAGGGGACCAAGAAGACAGACUUCUUGAAGCCAGACAAGCUGUUCCAGUCGGUCAAGAACGAGUCUGUCUCGCCUAUGAAGUCGAGCCCGCUGAAGAGGAGCGAUGGGGUGAUGAAUCUUGAUGCGGCAAGCUUCGGCAGCCCGCGAAUCAAGCGCAGGAGCAUUCAUGGCAGCACUUUCGGCCAGGACUUCAACAUCUUCGACUACGGCCCAGAUGGAGCUAACAGUGACUCGGCCGACUCAUCAGAAGAGAAGGACGGUCAGCAUGCGCCGCCAACAACAUCGACACCUGCGCCAAACUCUCCACAGCGCCGUCCAUUCAGCCUACGCAAGUCGACCCUACAGCAGCGCGCUGGACCUGGCCGCUCAAGGCUGUUUGCAGACAUUCCUCGAGAUUCUGCAGCCAAUCCUGCGCUGACCCGUGCUCGCUCUCGGAUGUCGCUAGAUGGCGCCUUGCCCCUUCGAUCGUCCGAAGUCGAAUCUCCAUUCCGGCGAAGCACGCCCAGCGAACCACCAGUGCUUUUCCAGCAGCCGGCGCAGAAGCUGUACCAGUCGGCGCCAAAGCCACAUCCUCUGUCGCAUGCGCUGACGCCCUCUUCAUCGAAUUCCAGCGUGGCCAGCGACCACCAAAAGGCGGCUCCAAGCACAGCAUCUGUCUUUCCAAAGCCAGCAAUGCCUAAGCCUCAACCCAGCUUCUCGAAAUCACUACCGAUUGGGGCCAUGCGUCCCGCAGAGCGCACCAGUGGGCAGUCAAGCCAGUCGUCACAAGAGUCGCACGCAACGCCGGAUGCUUUUAAGAUGGCCCGGCCGUUUCCUAAAGCUUUCAUGUCGACUGGCCUGAUCUCGAAGAAGCACCGUAACAUGGACGGCCCUUCGAACUCGGCAUUCGGAUCCAGCAUCAUGCCUGAUACCCCGUCGAAGAAGGCGCAUGUCCUCAUCCCUUCUUCGCCGGCGCCACCGUCUGCGCUCGGCAAGGUUCAGCGCGCCUCGCAUGAGUUCGGAAGUCCAAGCACGCCUUUCAGUGGUAGGACCACGAAGUUCUCGCCAGAGUCUUUCGGCAAGGGUGUAAACAUCUUCGGUUCGAGAGUGGGAGCACCACAGCUUACACGCCGAGGAAGCUUCAUCAGCCUGGAAUACGAGGACCUCAAUGUGUCGCCAACACAGAACACCGAUUCUCAACCAAGCCCAGACGACCUGCCACCGACACCAACGAAGUCAACUUCCACCACUGUAAGACCACAAUCGAAGGGCAAGAGCAACAGUCUUCGGAGCAGCCUGUUCGGAAGGAGAUCGUCACUUGGGCCGGACACGUUCGCGGCACCAGAGAACGCGGAGGAGCACAGCACUGACACAUUCAGUAAGUUGCCGUUAUCAUUGCAAUCACCCUUUGCGACGCCGGAGAAAGCCCAGGACGAGUCGAUGGAUGAUGCGGCGAUGCCAUUCAUCACCUUGACCGCCUGUGCGACUCCGACGCCGACGCACAACCGGACGCGCUCCUUGGAGCACCGUCCGGUUGCCACUUCGCCCUCGCCACUCGCGCGGAGGUCGAGAGGUUCUGCGCCAGUCCUUCAAACGCCUAGGAAUCUUCAUGCUAAGCCUCCACUCUUUGCAGCUCCGAGCCCGACCGCACCGAAGGACAAGCGGUCACCUCAUACUCCGAGCGACUCCUACGCACCUCCCGACCCAAGCAACCUGUCGAUUUCUGUCGACCAUCGCCAGAACAACGCUUUCGGAAGCAGUGGCAUCAGCUUCCCACCCGCGACACCAACUGGGCCAAGAGAGCAUGCCUUCAACAGCAGUCUUGGUCAAGGCAACCAGUCUUCCGGAUACUUCGCCAACGAUGUUGACACCUCACUAACCGCACGCUUCGGCUCGGUCACCACUCUCGGCAUUGGAGAGUUCUCCCAGGUAUACCGCGUGGAGAAGACCCCGGCCUCUGGACUCAACGCAUCACGCUCAAGUCUAACUCCUGCAGGCAAGGUGUGGGCCGUGAAGAAGUCCCGGAAGCCGUACAUUGGCAACAAGGAUCGCCAGCGUAAGAUGCAUGAGGUCCAGAUCCUCAAGAUGCUUGGCGGUCACGAGCACCUGAUCCAGUUUGUCGACCAUUGGGAGGCUAAGCACCAUCUCUACAUUCAGACAGAGUUCUGCGAGAACGGCAACCUUAAGGACUUCCUCUUGCAGACUGGCUUCAAGGGCCGGCUCGACGACUUCCGGAUCUGGAAGAUAUUGCUGGAGCUGUCUCAGGGUGUCAAGUCGAUCCACGAUGCCAGCAUCAUCCACCUUGAUUUAAAGCCGGCAAACGUGUUCAUCGACUGGGAAGGCGGGCUGAAGAUUGGUGAUUUCGGGAUGGCGAGCACAUGGCCGGCACCUCCAGGCUUGGAUGGUGAAGGCGACCGCGAGUACAUUGGUCCUGAGGUUCUCUCCGGACGCUUCGACAAGCCAGCAGACAUCUUCGCGCUUGGUAUGAUCAUGCUGGAGAUAGCUGGCAACAUCGUCCUUCCGGACAACGGAAUGCCAUGGCAGCGUCUUCGUGCUGGCGAUAUGAGCGACCUACCCAGCCUCACCUGGAGCUCGGAGAGCAGUCUCGUGCGCGACGAAUCUGGCGAUCCAGUGGAGAUGAUGGCCGGGACUUCCAACGACUCACUCUGUGUCUCGCAUAACGGCGACGACGACCUCAGCUUCCUCAAGCCCGCUGUGCCAAAGCUCGACCGUAUCGGCUACCUCGCCACUCCACCGCGCUUCAUGAUCGACUCCAAUGACUCGGAUGCGCUGGAGCGGCUGGUGCAGUACAUGAUCUUCCCGGACCCAGACCAGCGUCCCACAGUCGAUCAGCUACUGGCGGCGGGUGGAGUGCAGUGGGUUGAGCAUCGGCGUCGAGCGGGAGCGACCGUGUUUGAAGGCAGCUGGGGCCCAGCAGACCAUGUCCUGGAUCAUCAGCAGGAUGUUGAGAUGCUGGACAUUUGA
This is a messenger RNA of Saxophila tyrrhenica, 3432 nucleotides long. It is a transcript of the gene SWE1, whose product is annotated as mitosis inhibitor protein kinase swe1. The transcript has a single exon. Lineage: Eukaryota; Fungi; Ascomycota; Dothideomycetes; Mycosphaerellales; Extremaceae. Gene Ontology annotation, molecular function: protein tyrosine kinase activity; ATP binding. Gene Ontology annotation, cellular component: cytoplasm; nucleus. The coding region runs from base 1 to 3432 and encodes 1143 amino acids. Gene Ontology annotation, biological process: negative regulation of G2/MI transition of meiotic cell cycle; protein phosphorylation. The record is from RefSeq and is a predicted model, not a curated record.